ACAAUUUAUUGCCCAUCCGCUUAUUAAAAGUUCAAAACCCCACCACCACAGCAAAAAAUUCAAUUUUUGGUUGUGACUUUGUAAAAGUCUUUUGUGAAUAUAUUCAUCAGUGAUUGUGACUUUGUAAAAAUCGUCUAUGAAUUCAUCAGUGAUUGUGAAGGGAAGGCACUUUCUUACUGUAUAGCAAAACAUGGCAGGGACACAGUGCUGUGAGAAUCCACCAGCUUUGAGCUCAAGCAGUGGCUAUGGAUCUGUUUUUGAACUUGGAGGACUCAAAACCUACGUCUCUGGUUCUUCCGAUUCCAAAAAAGCCAUCCUCCUCAUCUCUGACAUUUUUGGUUAUGAAGCACCAAAUCUGAGGAAGCUUGCUGACAAAGUUGCAGCUGAUGGUUACUAUGUGGUGGUUCCUGAUUUUUUUUAUGGGGAUCCUUACAAUUCUGAAAAUAAGGAGCGGACUAUACAAGUCUGGUUAGAAUCACAUGGAACAGAUAAAGGAUUUGAAGAUGCAAAGCAUGUUAUUGCAGCUUUAAAAGAUAAAGGCAUAUCUGCAAUUGGAGCAGCAGGUUUUUGCUGGGGUGGAAAGGUGGUUGUACAAUUAGCUACUUCUGCGAAUAUUCAAGCUGCAGUGCUAUUGCACCCAUCAUUUGUCUCUGUGGAUGAUUUUACGGAGGUGAAGGCACCAAUAGCUAUUUUAGGAGCUGAGUUAGAUCGUCCAACUCCUCCUGAGCUUAUUAUGCAGUUUAAGGAGAUUUUAUCAUCAAAACCUGAGGUGGACAGCUUUGUGAAAAUAUAUCCUGGUGUUGCCCAUGGGUGGACUGUGCGAUACAACGUGGAGGACAAGAAGGCUGUGCAGAGUGCCGAAGAAGCUCAUCAGGAUAUGCUGAACUGGUUUGCCAAGCAUGUCAAGUGAGUGGAAAGAACAGUAGCAGUUGGAAAGUUUCCAGUUAAAAAAGUUCAAAAGUUGGUCAUGAUAAACCCUGUAUUGUAUUGUAUCUUUUAUUUAAAAGAAGAUUUAUCUUGCUAUGGUUAUGUUAAAUGUAGUGUAUGUUUAAAGAUUGCUAUUAUUGUAUGAACUCUAAUAUUGGACUUCCGCUUUUAAUAAAAUGUAUUUUAAUUUAGUGGUUAA
Molecule: messenger RNA, 1126 nt
Organism: Solanum pennellii
Lineage: Eukaryota; Viridiplantae; Streptophyta; Magnoliopsida; Solanales; Solanaceae
Product: endo-1,3;1,4-beta-D-glucanase-like
Exons: 7
Coding region: 191-910 (239 amino acids)
Molecular function (GO): hydrolase activity
Source: RefSeq, a predicted model, not a curated record